AUGUGUUUUAUUCACGCCGCGCUCGCAGCAGCUCUCCUGCGGGUUCUUUAUGUCCUCGUCUCCGCAUUUCUCUCUCCGAACCGCUCCAUCCCCGGCCCCUUCCUCGCCCGCUUUACAAAGCUGUGGUACUUAUUCAACAUCUACAAGGGUACGCACGAGCAAGAUGCUAUCGCUCUGCAUCGUAAGUAUGCGAAACCCGGCGAAUACUUCGCUCCCGUAGUUCGCCUCGGACCCAACAUGUACUCCCUUAAGACGCCCGAAAAGAUUGUUUACGGCAUAUCGAGCAAGAUGCCAAAGUCCUCCUGGUACGAGGGCUGGAAGCACCCAAGCCCGGAGCGCUGGACGGUAUUCACGGACAGGAAUAUCAAGCGGCAUUCCGAAUCGCGCCGUGUAUAUGCGGGGCUGUACGCCAUGAGCGCUUUACUCUCCUACGAAGCGUACGUUGAUGACUGUGCGGACAUCUUUGCCCGACGAUUAGGCGAACUUGCAGGUGGAGAGGCAGUGGAUAUGGGACAUUGGUUCCAGUGCUACGCGUUCGAUGUCAUUGGUGCUAUCACGUAUGGCCAGCGUUUCGGGUUCUUGGAUGAGGGGAGGGACUUGGGAGAUACAAUGGGGGCGUUGGACAGGAGUAUGGUGUACUCGACGCUGGUGGGCGUAUAUUCCUUCUUGCAUCCCUGGCUGUACCCCAUCCUAGAAAAGUUCCCGUCAUCAGGCGCCGCGGGAAGAGCGUAUCUGAUGCGGUUCGCUCAGGGGGCGCUUGCUCAGCGGUGGGCUGAGCGAGCCGCAGGCAAGAGAGAGGCACGCAAGGAGGGCGAGCCAGAAGAUUUCGUGGACAAGAUGCUAGACAUGCAGGCGGUGAAGGACAACAUCUCGGACUACCACGUUUUCGCGCUGACAAUGAGCAAUAUCGUUGCCGGAAGCGACACUACGGCCCUCAGUCUGAGCAGCGUGCUGUACCACCUCAUUCGCACACCGCAUGCGAUGCAGAAAUUGCGCGAGGAGACUGCACAGUGCAUUGCAGAAGGCAAGUGCACGCCCGACCGCAUCUCCUUCAAAGCCAGCCAGGAGAUGCCGUACCUGCAAGCCUGCAUCAAAGAAGGUCUCCGCCUACACCCCGGCACCGGUCUGCCGCUGUGGAGAGUCGUGAACGAAGGAGGCGCUACCAUAUCCAACCACUUCUUCCCCGCCGGUGCAGAAGUCGGCCUCAAUACGUGGGUCGCGCAUUAUGACGCCGACAUUUGGGGUUCUGACGCCUCAGUCUUCCGGCCCGAGAGGUGGAUAGAGGCGGAUGUGGAGCGGUUGAAAAUUAUGGAAGCGCAUUACCUACCGUUCGGGCUGGGUUCGAGGACUUGUAUCGGACGACAUAUUGGGCAUCUUGAGAUGAGCAAGCUGAUACCGCAAAUUGUGAAUGGGUUUAAGUUUGAACUUGAGGAGCGGGAAGGGAGGUGGAAGACGCAGAAUAUGUGGUUUGUGAAGCCCGUUGAUUUUAGGGUGAGGAUUGGGGUGAGGCAGUGA
Didymosphaeria variabile is the source of this 1515-nucleotide messenger RNA. RefSeq lists its product as uncharacterized. The record is from RefSeq and is a predicted model, not a curated record. Lineage: Eukaryota; Fungi; Ascomycota; Dothideomycetes; Pleosporales; Didymosphaeriaceae. Gene Ontology annotation, molecular function: iron ion binding; monooxygenase activity; oxidoreductase activity, acting on paired donors, with incorporation or reduction of molecular oxygen. Bases 1 to 1515 code for a protein of 504 amino acids. The transcript has a single exon.